CUGACUUCCAAUCUUAUUUUGCUUCAAGUAUAAAUAAACAAAAGACAGACUGCGUAUAGGCAUAUCUUUAUGCUUUCUUACUAUUAUUUUUUUGCACGAAAAAGCAUUAUAAUAAUAGAAUGGUAGACUAGUGUAAAAUAAUGAUAGAAUUAAACACAAAUAACACUACAGAUAUUGCUACGGCUAUAACAAAGUUAUCAGAUAAAGAUAUUGAUCAAAAUAAAAAUCAAAACUUCAAUGAAUUGAAAGAUAAAAAUGAGAAAACUGCAACGAUAGAUAAUAACUUUGAACCAAAAUUCAAGAAAAAUCCGAAUGGCAGUAUCAAUGAAGAUAUUAAUGAAAUAUUUCCCCAUACAAUUUUCACAACUAAAUUCAAAUAUUUCAUAAUCAUUCUUUGUUCGAUGUCAGGAUUUUGGUCUGCAAUUGCUGCACCAAUCUAUUAUCCCUCAUUACCCAAAGUCCAAGAGACAUUCGGUAUAUCAGAAAAGAUAGCAAAUAUAUCUGUGGUUGUAUAUUUUAUAUUCCAAGGUAUUGCUCCAUCGAUAAUUGCACCAUUUGCCGAUCUUUAUGGCAGAAAACCAGCUAUAUUAGUUUGUUCAUUAUUAUAUAUUGGGGCUAAUGUUGGCAUUGCAUUAUCAAAUAAUUAUGGAUUAAUGUUAUUUUUCCGAUGUUUUCAAGCUACUGGAAUUGCGCCAGUUAUUGCUAUUUGUGCUGGAAUAGUUGGAGAUAUUACUACGAAAGCGAAUAGAGGUGGAUUUAUUGGGUUAACCACAGGUAUUUCAUUAAUUGGACAAGCGACUGGUGCAUUAAUUGGAGGGUUAAUUAGUUCGAGGUUUGGAUGGAGAGCAGUUUUUUGGUUUUUAUCAAUUGGAUGUGGAUUGACAACAAUUUUAAGUUUUUUGUUUUUGCCAGAGACAAAGAGAACAAUAGUUGGAAAUGGAUCAAUACCAAGUAAAAGAUUAAUUAAUUUUAGUCCAAUUUGGGCUAUGCCUAGAAUGAAAAAAAGGCUAACAAAUGAUAUCGAGACACUAGAAAUUGAUGAUAAAGAGAAUGUGUCAACGAUAAAAAAAUUGAGCUCGCCAUUUUCUAUUAUUAUCUUGCCAGAGAUUUCAUUAUUUUUAUUUUCUGCAUCGAUUAUUUUUGCUACUUGGUCUAUGAUGUUAACAUCGAUAAGUAAUCUAUUAUCAUCAAAAUAUGGAUAUUCUACAUUAAAGAUUGGGAUAUGUUUUUUGCCAUCGGGAAUAGGUGGAUUAAGUGGCUCAAUUGCCAGUGGGCGAUUAUUAGAUAUUUAUUAUAAACGUUGCAAAAAACGAUAUCUUGAAGAUGAAAAGAGUGGAAAUAAUGGGGAAAAAAAGGAGUUUGAUUUAUUCAAAGCUAGGUUGGGGAUACUAUGGGUAUUUGGGUUAAUUGGAUGUGUUAGUUUUUUGAUUUAUGGAUGGACUAUUGGGAGUAAGAAGCAUAUAUCGAUAGUUUUAAUAAGUACGUUUUUUGGUAGUUUUAGCUCUAUAUCACCAAUAUCGAGUUCUACUACAUUAUUGGUUGAUUUAUUUCCUGAGUCUAUAUCGUCAUCAGCAUCGAGUAUCAAUCUUACAAGAUGUUUGAUGGCAGCAGGAUUUGUUGCAGGAUUGAGUAGCAUUAUAGAUAAAUUGGGAGUGGGAGGAUGUUUUACAAUGAUGAGUGGAUUGUGUGUUAUUGGGAAUAUUUGUUUUUAUUGCGACGUAAUAUAUGGACAACGAUUGCGUAGCAAACGAGAAUAAGAGGUGUUUAUAAGGGGCAAACGAAUUAUAUUAUUUAGUUAAUAAUAAAUAGUUGAAUAUAAGACGAUAAAU
Ascoidea rubescens DSM 1968 is the source of this 1829-nucleotide messenger RNA. Its product is annotated as MFS general substrate transporter. The coding region runs from base 141 to 1757 and encodes 538 amino acids. The record is from RefSeq and is a predicted model, not a curated record. Gene Ontology annotation, biological process: transmembrane transport. Gene Ontology annotation, molecular function: transmembrane transporter activity. NCBI's taxonomy places the organism in Eukaryota, Fungi, Ascomycota, Saccharomycetes, Ascoideales, Ascoideaceae. The transcript has a single exon. Gene Ontology annotation, cellular component: membrane.